AUGGACAAUGAGCUAAAGAGUGACAUAUUGAAGGAUGUGGAUAAGGUCCACGACCAAGAUGUGGAUAUCACUGGGGUGGGGCGCAGAGACAGCGUCGGUGCAGACCAAGAGAAGGAGUCAAAGUCAGCAGUCACCCUAUCGGGGCUUUUGAAUAUGCUUGAUGGUGUCUCAUCUCAAGAAGGCCGGAUACUCAUCAUGACCACGAAUCAUAUCGAACAUCUGAACGAAGCACUUAUUCGGCCUGGCCGCUCAGACAAGAGGAUUCAUCUUAAACUCGCCGAUUAG
This is a messenger RNA of Penicillium manginii, 285 nucleotides long. RefSeq lists its product as uncharacterized. Gene Ontology annotation, molecular function: ATP hydrolysis activity; ATP binding. The record is from RefSeq and is a predicted model, not a curated record. The transcript is spliced from 2 exons. The coding region runs from base 1 to 285 and encodes 94 amino acids. Lineage: Eukaryota; Fungi; Ascomycota; Eurotiomycetes; Eurotiales; Aspergillaceae.